GAAAUCGAGGCUCCGAACGUGGCGACGGGUUUACGGUAUAUUGGUGUAUAUCGGUAUUUCUUUCACACAGGUGUCUCCCCACCAUAAACGAUUAAUUUUUCUCAUCUUUGUCAGACUUGGGGAGGAAAAGAUGAGUUCCUCAGGCGAAUUUGGUAAUCCCCUUCGGAAAUUCAAGCUAGUUUUCCUCGGUGAACAGAGUGUGGGAAAGACGUCACUUAUCACAAGGUUCAUGUAUGACAGUUUUGACAACACAUAUCAGGCGACCAUAGGUAUAGACUUCCUGUCAAAGACAAUGUACUUGGAAGACAGAACAAUCCGGUUACAGCUGUGGGACACAGCAGGGCAGGAGAGGUUUAGAAGUCUCAUCCCUAGUUACAUUCGAGAUUCCUCAGUAGCUGUAGUUGUGUAUGAUAUAACAAAUGCAAAUUCCUUCCACCAAACAUCCAAAUGGAUCGAUGAUGUGCGUACAGAACGAGGGAGUGAUGUCAUUAUAAUGCUUGUAGGAAAUAAAACAGAUCUGUCAGAUAAGAGACAAGUGACAACAGAGGAGGGAGAGAGGAAAGCAAAAGAGUUGAAUGUAAUGUUUAUAGAAACCAGCGCCAAGGCCGGGUAUAAUGUCAAACAAUUAUUCCGUCGUGUUGCAGCAGCGCUACCCGGGAUGGAACAAACAGAACCCAAGAAAGGCGAGAUGACUGAGGUCAAACUGAAGGAGACGCCGGCCGAGCCUCAGACACAAGAAGGAGGCUGUGCAUGCUAGAUGUGUCGCUGUUUCUCAUUGGCUACUCUAUUUGUAUGAGCUGUAACCAUUGGAUGUAUUUUUGUACAUAGUAUCACUGAUUUCAUUGGCCACUCAGUUUUGUAUAAACUGUUAUCAUUGGUUGUAUUUUUGUACAUAGCUCAAAAUGAAGGAAAGCAAGAAAUAAUGAGAUCAUUCUUUUCCGUACUUCAAGACUGUCAAACGAUUCUUUUUGAAGAUGAUCAUAAGUAUGUGGUUAGAAUCUUAAAUAGUUCAAGAAUAUUAUUAUUAGUUUAAUAUUGUCUGCAAGAUCUAUUCAAAUGUUUAAGAAAAUCUGAAAUGCUCACAAUUUUCAGAUAUGAGCUCUCUAGUUUCUCAUAACAAUAUGAAGUCGACCAUUGAAACUGUAUUUUCUCUGCUGUUCUCCUGACAAAGCAAUAUCUAAAUUAGCUUCAACCUGUCCUCAAAUUCUUGUUGAAAAUCUAAACUUUUGUACUAUUAUAUUUAAAAAAGGAUUUUGAUGUUUGUCUAAUUUUCGUUUCACUGAAAGAUAUAUUUAUGUGAUUAUUAAUCUUACCUGAUAGUGACUUUCACAAUGAUAAUACUAAACCCAUGUACAUCACCGUCACUACGCUGGGUAGUACACUGGGUAGUGCAGUGGGUAGUGUGUUCACCUAGCAGCACACAGACCUGGGUUUGUGCCCAACACACUCACUCACUUUGCAGGUAUUCGAACUAAAACUGAAUGACCCAUUUCUUGCUCUUCUUUACUGUCUAACAAGUUUGCCAGUGAUGUGUUUUGAAUGUGUGUAUUUUAACAUCAAAAUUUGCCUCUAACUGUUGUACAAUUGUAUGCUUUGAUUGGAACCGAUGACCAUGUCCAUUUUCUGUAACACUCUUACUUUAACAUAGACUUUCCAGGGUGCCAAUGUACAAAAGAACCUUAGGACUACGACUGGUGUAAGUCUACAUAAGGUUAUGGGAGCUACGAUUACCUUAGCGCUAAGAUCGCUUUGUACAAUGGCACCCAGGAUCUUAGCACUAAGAUGACUUUAUGGUACAGGGUGCCAAUGUACAAAACAACCCUAGGGCUACGACUGUUGUAAGUCUACAUAAGGUUAUGGGAGCUACAAUUACCUUAGCGCUAAGAUCGCUUUGUACAAUGGCACCCAGGAUCUUAGCACUAAGAUGACUUUAUGGUACAGGGUGCCAAUGUACAAAACAACCCUAGGGCUACGACUGUCGUAAAUCUAUGUUAUAGUGUGGGAGUUACGUCACCUUAGCGCUGAGGUUGCUUUGUACAGCUGCACCCAAGGCUGAGUAGUUCUGAUAAGGCACUGGACUGUAGAGAACCAUGGACAUGCACAGAUGAGUGAACCUCUAAUCCUGUCAAGAUUCCAUUGCAAUUCUAGGCGAAGAUGCUUGUUGUAAGAGGCGACUAACGUGAUCGGGUGGUCAGGCUCGCUGAUUUGGUUGAUGCAUGUCAUCGAUCCCAAUUGCGUGGAUCGAUUCUCAUGUUAUCCAUCACUGGAGUCGAUUAUUUACAGACCGCCGUCAUAUAGCUGGAAUAUUGCUGAGUGCGGCGUUUAACAACAAACCAACCAACCAACCACUGCAGUUCCACUUGUGUAAGCAGCUGAUUGGUGAAAAAUCUGCCUAUUGGUUUAUGUCAACCUAUGAAAGUCCUACUCCAUGGCUAUAAUUGGAGGAUAGAGGAGUGGGGAAAUGGACAAAUGGUUAUGUAUUCACGUAGUGAUGAUUAUUGAUGUUUUGAAAUUUCUUAAAUCUUUGGAUAUUGAGUAGAUAAUUAAUCAGAGUGGAAAGAGGAAGGACUCUGAUUUAAUAAAAAAGAGUUGUCUGUUGGUCCGUUACACAGAAGGUAGUAGCCAGUUCACAACAAGCUUGGCUGCCUGUGAGGCAGUGAAGUAGCUCAGUUGGUACUGGGUUCGCUCUCCCUGCUUGAAGGGCUGGGUUCAAUUCCCAUGCUUUUUUUAAGCCUGUGAUAGUGUGGAAACUCAGCAAGGCUGUAAGCUAUGACAAAUGUUUGACGAGUGGCUCACCAC
Molecule: messenger RNA, 2799 nt
Organism: Haliotis rufescens (red abalone)
Lineage: Eukaryota; Metazoa; Mollusca; Gastropoda; Lepetellida; Haliotidae
Product: ras-related protein Rab6
Exons: 8
Coding region: 131-757 (208 amino acids)
Molecular function (GO): GTPase activity; GTP binding
Source: RefSeq, a predicted model, not a curated record